Messenger RNA from Selaginella moellendorffii, 902 nucleotides. Its product is annotated as eukaryotic translation initiation factor 2-alpha kinase-like. Gene Ontology annotation, biological process: protein phosphorylation. Gene Ontology annotation, molecular function: protein tyrosine kinase activity; eukaryotic translation initiation factor 2alpha kinase activity; ATP binding. The transcript is spliced from 5 exons. Lineage: Eukaryota; Viridiplantae; Streptophyta; Lycopodiopsida; Selaginellales; Selaginellaceae. Gene Ontology annotation, cellular component: cytosol. The record is from RefSeq and is a predicted model, not a curated record. The coding region runs from base 1 to 795 and encodes 264 amino acids.
AUGACUCGAAUGAAGAAGGGCCACAAAAGCUUAGAUUCCAAAUGUGUUGGCCAGGGGGCGUCCGGGAAAGUAUACAAGUGCCGUAGCAAGGAGGACGAACAAAUCUACGCCAUCAAAGUCAUCAAGGUUCGCACAGCAACGAAGUCCAGAGACCAGGAUGUCGCGCUCGUCUUCAAGGAGGGAGAGAUGCUCCAGCGCUGCGAACACCCCAACAUAGUCAAAUACUUCGACAUGUGGAAGGAGGAAGGCGAGCCGGGCAAGUCGAAAGUGUACAUUGUCAUGGAGUUUUGUGGCCGCUCGCUCCAGUCGGUGCUCCUCGGCGGUGAGUCACCACCUGCAGAUGCGUUUAGGCAGCUUCUUCAAGCUGUGGCGCAUGUGCACGACAACGUGGGUGUUCAUCGGGAUAUAGCACCACACAACAUCUUCGUCACAGACGAUGGACGCAUCAAGCUGGGAGAUUUCGGUCUUGCUAAAAAUAAGGAGUCCAUGCUCGAGACCGAAAAUAUCAAGAAGGGGAGAGCAGUUUACUACUCUCCCCAGCGCCGGAGCAACUCAACCUACACUGACAUGCUUGCGCUUGGAGUUAUACUCUUCGAACUUCAUUGGAGGUGUCCCCCGGACCAGGAAAGGGAGUCGGUAUUGAUUGACGUCCGGGAUGGCGUUUUACCAGCAGACUGGGCGUACCAACACCCAUCAAUUGCGCCCAAGGUGUUGGAGCUGGUCGCAGCAAGACGCGACCAGCGUCCAUCCGCGCGCGACAUCCUCUGCGAUCCUGCCUGGCAAUCUGUUUGCUGAUCGUUGUAGUUGUUUAGAUUUACUUGCUCCUUUUUGUCAUCUUUGUAGUCUUGGUCUUUUUCAGCAUGCUGAUUUCGAUUCAGAAAUAUGAAUUCGUUGCCAGUUCA